CUAUAUUCCGGUCCAACACGACGUUUUUUUGUCUGUCUCAUUCCUCAUGGGCUGCAGUAUUUCCAGACCCGGAGGCGACCACGCUGCGAGUACACUACUUGAGCUCGCACCUGUAAUGACGGCUGGUAAUGGAGAUCCGGCACCAGAACUUGACCGAAACACGCUUCUACGUGCUCUCGCCAAUGUUGCUUCAUACAUCGAUUCUCGAAAGGCCAAUAUCACUGUUGUCGCUGUAGGCGGUGCUGUGAACACCAUAUUCUUCCAAAGUCGCCAAUCGACACACGAUGUUGACUUUUAUAAUCACAACCUUCGUCAGUCGGACUACGAACUCAUCAUGAAGGGUGUCAAGUUCGCACAAUCUCGCGACCCUAUUUUACAGGGUGAAUGGUUCAAUAACCGGACCAUUCUUUUCAUUCCAAAAGCACAGCGAAGUUAUUUGACCGAACAAGCAAUCUCGCAAAAUGAGAUCAUCUUCGAGAGACCCGGCUUGAAGAUCGUUGCAGCACCGUGGAAUUACGCGAUUUGCGCAAAGCUUGAUCGCUGCGCGGGAGCUGGAAUCAAUGGGCAGAGGCCUUACGACUACUCUGAUGCUGCGACAUAUCUGCGUCGUUACCUAGAGAUGUAUCACCUUCAAUUUGUUCCUCGAAGCGAAGUAUGGAAAUGGGCAGCUAGUUACUCGACGACUGUGACAGAUGGUGUUCUAGGGGAAUUGAAUGCUGUUUUCAAAAGUUUAUACGGUCGGGAGCCAAUAAGAAUGAGUAGCUGA
Messenger RNA from Periconia digitata, 766 nucleotides. Lineage: Eukaryota; Fungi; Ascomycota; Dothideomycetes; Pleosporales; Periconiaceae. The record is from the annotation of a GenBank genome assembly.